ACCCACCCCUGACGCACUUCCGGCGCGACGCUUUCCCUCCACGCCUGGACUGGGCCGUGGGGGAGGGAGGCGGUUAGUGUGCUUUAGCGCCUUUCCUGACGGCGGUAGAUUUGAAGCGCUUUACGGGGGCCGGGCCUGGAGUCGAGACGUCGGUGGCGGUGCAGACUGAAGUGUUGGAACCAUGGGAAUAAAGGUCCAGCGUCCUCGAUGUUUUUUUGACAUUGCCAUUAAUAAUCAACCUGCUGGAAGAGUUGUCUUUGAAUUAUUUUCUGAUGUAUGUCCCAAAACGUGUGAGAAUUUUCGUUGUCUUUGUACAGGUGAAAAGGGGACAGGGAAAUCAACUCAGAAGCCAUUACAUUAUAAGAGCUGUCUCUUUCACAGAGUUGUCAAGGAUUUCAUGGUUCAGGGUGGUGACUUCAGUGAAGGGAAUGGAAGAGGAGGAGAAUCUAUUUAUGGAGGAUUCUUUGAAGAUGAAAGUUUUGCUGUUAAACACAACAAAGAAUUUCUCUUAUCAAUGGCCAACAGAGGGAAGGAUACAAAUGGCUCACAGUUCUUCAUAACAACGAAACCAACUCCUCAUUUAGAUGGGCAUCAUGUUGUUUUUGGGCAAGUGAUCUCUGGCCAAGAAGUUGUCAGAGAGAUUGAAAACCAGAAGACAGACGCUGCUAGCAAGCCAUUUGCUGAGGUGCGGAUACUCAGUUGUGGGGAACUGAUCCCGAAGUCUAAAGUUAAGAAAGAAGAAAAGAAAAGGCAUAAGUCGUCAUCGUCGUCAUCAUCCAGUGAUUCAGACAGCUCACGUGAUUCUCAGUCCUCCUCGGAGUCUUCUGAUUCUGAGAGCGCUUCUGAAGAAAAAUCCCGGAAAAGAAAAAAGAAACAUAGGAAAAACUCCCGAAAACAUAAGAAGGAAAAGAAGAAGCGAAAGAAAAGCAAGAAGAGCCCAUCUAGUGAAAGUGAAGCGGAAAAUCUUGAUGCGCAGCCCCAGUCUACUGUCCGUCCAGAAGAGAUCCCUCCUAUACCAGAAAAUAGAUUCCUAAUGAGAAAAAGUCCUCCUAAAGCUGAUGACAAGGAAAGAAAAAACAGAGAGAGAGAAAGGGAAAGAGAGUGUAAUCCACCUAACUCCCAGCCUGCUUCAUACCAGCGACGAUUCUUAGUUACUAGGUCUGGCAGGAAAAUUAAAGGAAGAGGACCAAGGCGUUAUCGAACUCCUUCCAGAUCCAGAUCAAGGGAUCGUUUCAGACGAAGUGAGACUCCUCCACAUUGGAGACAAGAAAUGCAGAGAGCUCAAAGAAUGAGGGUGUCAAGUGGUGAAAGAUGGAUCAAAGGGGAUAAGAGCGAGUUAAAUGAAGUAAAAGAAAAUCAGAGGAGCCCAGUUAGAGUAAAAGAGAAAAAAGUAACCGAUCACAGACACAUGUCUGAGAGUCCAAACAGAAAAAUAGAAAAGGAAAAGAAAGUUAAAGACCAUAAAUCUGAAAGCAAAGAGAGAGAGAUCAGAAGAAAUUCAGAAAAAGAUGAUAAAUAUAAUAAAAACAAAGUGAAGAAAAGAGGCAAAUCAAAAAGUAGGAGUAAGAGCAAAGAGAGAUCCAAGAGUAAGGAAAGAGAAUCAAAGCAUAACAGACACGAAGACAAGAGGAUGAGGUCAAGAAGUAAAGACAGGGAUCAUGAGACUCUUAAAGAAAAAGAAAAACAGUUGGAUUCUAAAGGGAAAGAUCAGGAAAGGAGUAGAAGCAAGGAGAAUUCUAAACAGGUAGAAUCAAAAAGCAAUGAGCAUGAUCAUAGCAAAAGUAAAGAAAAGGAUAGACGUGCACAGUCCAGGAGUAGAGAACGCGACCUAACUAAAAGUAAACACAGUUACAACAGUAGAACGAGGGAGCGAAGCAGAAGCAGGGACAGGAGCAGAAGAGUGCGCUCUAGAAGCCAUGAUAGAGAUCGCAGCAGGAGCAAGGAGUACCAUAGGUACAGAGAACAGGAGUAUAGGAGAAGAGGAAGGUCACGGAGCCGGGAUCGAAGAACUCCAGGACGAUCGAGAAGUAAAGACAGGAGGAGGAGAAGGAGGGAUUCUCGGAGCUCAGAAAGAGAAGAAAGUCAGAGCCGAAACAAAGAAAAAUACAGAGGCCAAGAAAGUAAAAGUUCACACAGAAAAGAAAAUUCUGAGGGUGAAAAAAGAAUGUACUCUAAAAACCGUGAUCAUAAUAGCUCAAGUAAUAACAGGGAAAAAAAGGCGGAUAGAGAUCAAAGUCCAGUAGUGUCGAAACCAAAACAGAGCAGUCAGGACAAUGAGUUGAAAAGUCAGGAGGACGAGAAGACCAGAUCUCCAGUGGAAAAAGAAAACCAAAAAUCAAAAGGUCAAGAAAAUGACCAUGUACAUGACAAAAAUAAAAAGUGUGAUCAUGAGUCAAGCCCCGGAACAGAUGAAGACAAAAGUGGAUGAGUGAGUUGUGUACACUUACUUCCUCCCUAUCUCAAAUUUUAAGUUUUCGAGACUUAACUGUUAUAUCUCUUUUUUGUUGUUGUUGUUCUCAUUGUUUUGGGGUUGUUUUUAUGUUUGUCUCCCUCCCCCCUUUUUUUUAAAAAUGUGGACUUCAUUGAGUUGAUGAUCUUUUGAUAAUCUGCUACCUGGAUAAUUUGUACUGCAAAGUUUUAAUAAACUUGAAAUGAAAA
Microtus ochrogaster (prairie vole) is the source of this 2658-nucleotide messenger RNA. RefSeq names its product peptidylprolyl isomerase G (gene Ppig). Gene Ontology annotation, molecular function: cyclosporin A binding; peptidyl-prolyl cis-trans isomerase activity. NCBI's taxonomy places the organism in Eukaryota, Metazoa, Chordata, Mammalia, Rodentia, Cricetidae. The record is from RefSeq and is a predicted model, not a curated record. Gene Ontology annotation, biological process: protein peptidyl-prolyl isomerization; protein folding. Gene Ontology annotation, cellular component: cytoplasm; mitochondrion.